AUGAAUAUUCUGUUUGCCUUGGUCUUAGUCGUUGGGGCAGAAUACAUUCGUGUUGCAGGAAGCAGGCAGUAUCUGGGGCACAGAAACGGUCGAAUUGUGCUUACAGGGAGAAGUGGGGCAGCCCAUUUCUAUCGAGAACGUGCUGGAUUCAGUGAUGCAUUUUAUACCAGAAUUAAAUUCAUGGCAAAUGGGGCAUGGCAUGUUCUGGGGGGCGGAAGUCGUCUUGGGGCUGUUCACUACCCAGGGGGACAAGAGGACAGGUUUAAGAUCACCCUGAACAGCAAAAACAGCUUCGAACUGAGAAAUAGUCGAGGUGGAUGCGUAUCAGGGGGAAGAAGCAGCGUUGGAAUGGGCAGCUGCUACCGUCCAAUGCGAUUUGUAUUCGAAAACAGGUUCAAAGUCCCAGAUUUGCGCAGAUCAAAGGCAACGAGGAGUGCAAUGGCAGUAUCAGACUGGAUCAAGGAGGAGAUGUUGAGUGGGCACUAUGGGCGCAGAAGUGGGAUGCUGGAGACGUAUGAGCGACGAGUGGGGCGGAUGAGAAGGUAUAGGAGGCCAAUAAUAGCAGAAUACUACGUUGAGAUAAUAUAA
Messenger RNA from Enterospora canceri, 588 nucleotides. Lineage: Eukaryota; Fungi; Microsporidia; Enterocytozoonidae. The record is from the annotation of a GenBank genome assembly.